Messenger RNA from Fibroporia radiculosa, 1491 nucleotides. RefSeq lists its product as uncharacterized. Gene Ontology annotation, cellular component: nucleus. Gene Ontology annotation, molecular function: mRNA binding. Gene Ontology annotation, biological process: mRNA export from nucleus. The coding region runs from base 1 to 1491 and encodes 496 amino acids. Lineage: Eukaryota; Fungi; Basidiomycota; Agaricomycetes; Polyporales; Fibroporiaceae. The transcript is spliced from 6 exons. The record is from RefSeq and is a predicted model, not a curated record.
AUGAGACACGCAAAGCAGCUUCAGGCAAAGCUUCAGUAUUUUCGUGGACUGCUAGAUGGUGCUACCUUGACAGGUAAUCAGGCAUCAUUUGUCCAAAAAUGCUCUGUAGAAUUAUGGAGCACAUUAGAAGCCAUCGAUCGCCACUCGAAUGAUAUUCAUGACGAUAGCAACGUCGACGAACCUCAGUCCAUCGAAGUGCAUGACAUUGCUGAUGCAUCCGUACAAUUCAAGAUCUUGCCAACCAUAGACUCUGGGAGCCACGGAGGGUGCAAUACGAGAACUGUGUCGGAGAACAACGCGGCGCCAAAUAAUCCUGCGAUUUUACCACCGCUUUCAAGCUUAGGUCUGAAGUUUUCGAGCCAAUCUAAAAGUACCGGGGAGCAGAUCAAGAUCAAGACAACGACAGUCGCACCUUCCUCGUCGCCACAUCCAGAGUUGAAAUCAUCGGCCCAAGUGUUCGGCGACAGGCAUACUGGUCCCUUCGCAAAAUGUGCACUUCCUCCAAUAUCGUCGUGGUAUUCAUCUUCGCCCACUUCACCGAAAAUCUUGCAUGGACCAACGUCCGUCCUUCCUAAGACAUCUGGGACUUUACCUGCUCUCAUCGCCCAUUCCCAUCUUGGUCCAAAUACAUACGCUAAUGCAGGAAAUAAGCAAGAUACCGAUGCUAUUCUUACUCGGAUGGCUCCCAGUGAUGGACGGCACAGACAAAACUACUUUCACAUACCAGGCGAAUUCGAUGAGCACGGAUAUAGUUCGCCAGACAGUCUUACGGGGAGUAUUUCGUCGUGGCAUUUGUCCGCAUCGUGGUUUUCACAAUCUCCCAAAACAAGACAUAGAACGGAUACGCGACCGGCACCUCGUCCACGAGGUUCGGACGGCGAAUGGUUACACGACAGGGCACCAAUCGCCCCUGAAGUUCAAAAUGUCAACGGAUCGUCGACCAAUGCGACUCCCAAGCUUAUAGUGUCAAACUUACACUAUGAGUUGACAACCAAGGAUCUUACUCAAAUCUUUGGGCAAGUAGGCACGCUAGUUCGUGAGCCACUCAUCAGGUACGACCGCAGCGGCCGGUCGUCCGGUGUCGCUAUCAUCUCAUUCGAGACUACACCAGAGGCAACAGCUGCAAAGCAGCGUUAUGACGGGAAGCUUGCUAAAGGACAACCCAUGUCCAUUGCAUUUCAUCAAAUGCAGCACCCAGCAACUCGAAAGGGCCGCACCACCACUGGGUCAUCCCUACUCAAUCGGAUACAAAAGCCUCCCCUUCUUGAUCGCCUAAGUCGCACGCAAAGCGAACCACGCGAUGUUUCCAAAAAAAGUGGACCCGGGCCUGUGAGGACAAAAUCUCGUCCUGUUAGGGAACCUCGUGCCCCGAAGAAGCCAAAAACAGCAGAAGAUCUCGAUAAGGAGCUGGACGCGUAUCUCAAAGACGAUGCUAAGCCUCCGCCUGCAGGAGUAGCGCCGCAGGCCAACGAGGAUGUUGACAUGGUCUGA